Daucus carota subsp. sativus is the source of this 2011-nucleotide messenger RNA. Its product is annotated as MLO-like protein 1. The record is from RefSeq and is a predicted model, not a curated record. Gene Ontology annotation, cellular component: membrane. The coding region runs from base 230 to 1771 and encodes 513 amino acids. The transcript has 14 exons. Gene Ontology annotation, biological process: defense response. Lineage: Eukaryota; Viridiplantae; Streptophyta; Magnoliopsida; Apiales; Apiaceae.
AGAAACCCAAAGUGAGACUAGUGUCUUAGAAACUCUUUUGAAACCUUUUUGCAUCAUUUCUGCAAACAUUUAUAAAUCCAUUAUUCCAUUCACAUAAACAGACAGAAAGGGAGAUUAACAGUUGUGAUCACACACUCAUAUCUAAACUGUGCUGGGGUUAGGUUGCAUAUAUAUAUUAGUUUAAGCACCAAAACAACUGAUUAAUCCAGAGAGAUUCAGAGAGAGAGAGAUGACAGGAGGGGGAGAGAAUGAAGGGACAUUAGAGUAUACCCCCACAUGGGUUGUGGCCGCUGUUUGUACUGUCAUCGUCGGCAUCUCUCUUGCCGUUGAGAGACUUCUUCAUUACGCCGGGAAGUAUCUAAAGAAGAAAAACCAGAAGCCUCUCUUUGAAGCACUGCAGAAAAUUAAAGAAGAAUUGAUGCUGUUGGGGUUUAUUUCACUGCUUCUUACUGUAUUCCAAGGCACUAUCGUCAAGAUCUGUGUGUCACGAAGUUUAACAGAACACCUCCUUCCCUGCCCAUUAUCUGGUAAACCUGGUGAAGAGAAGUCAUCUCAUUCCAAGCCAGAAACAACUUCUCAUUUAAGGCGCUUGCUCGAGGAAUCAGCAAAUGAAGGUUACUGUGCUGCAAAGGAUAAAGUUCCAUUGCUGCCCCUCGAAGGUCUGCAUCAUCUGCAUAUCUUUAUCUUUGUGCUGGCCAUUGUGCAUGUCACAUUUUCUGUUCUGACUGUUGUAUUUGGAGGUGCAAAGAUUCGUCAAUGGAAGGCCUGGGAGGAUGCCAUUUCACAAGAGAGUUUUGACCCCAAUAAAGUUUUACGACCAAAGGUUACUCAUGUCCAUCAACAUGAUUUUAUCAGGGGGCGUUUCCUGGGCAUUGGCAAACGCUCAAUUUUUAAGGGUUGGUUGCAUUCCUUUUUCAAGCAAUUCUAUGGAUCUGUUACCAAAUCAGAUUAUGUAGCACUUCGACUUGGUUUCAUCACUUCUCAUUGCAAGGGAAACCCAAAAUUUAAUUUUCACAAAUACAUGAUACGAGCACUCGAAGAUGAUUUCAAGAAAGUUGUUGGCAUUAGUUGGUACUUGUGGGUUUUUGUGGUUGUAUUUUUAUUGCUCAAUGUUAAUGGUUGGCAUACAUAUUUUUGGAUUGCCUUCGUUCCAUUUGUUCUACUGCUAGCUGUGGGCACUAAGCUAGAGCACAUAAUAUCACAGUUGGCUCAUGAAGUUGCUGAGAAACAUGUAGCUAUUGAGGGGGAAUUGGUGGUGCAUCCAUCAGAUGAUCACUUUUGGUUCAAUCGGCCGAAAAUUAUUCUUUUCUUAAUACACUUUAUACUAUUCCAGAAUGCUUUUGAGAUAGCAUUUUUCUUCUGGAUAUGGGUUCAAUAUGGCUUUACCUCCUGCAUUAUGGGACAAGUCAGAUUUAUAGUUCCAAGACUUGUUAUAGGGGUAUUCAUUCAGGUACUCUGCAGUUAUAGUACUCUGCCACUUUAUGCUUUAGUAACACAGAUGGGAACAAAUUUUAAGAAGUCAAUAUUUGAUGAGCAUAUACAAGUCGGACUUGUUGGCUGGGCUCAGAAGGCGAAGAAGAAGAAUUUGUUGAAAACGGCAGCCAACGCUGGCCAAGAGAGUACAAGUAACAAGGGUCAGAGUACAAGUAGCAAGGGUCCUAUGGGAAUUCAACUUGCAAAAGCUGUGAAAAACCAAUUAAAUCCAGGGGAAAAUCAGCCCACAAAUGGUUCCCAACCUUCCAACAACGCUGAAGCCUCAAAUAAUGUUUAGACCAUGAUCGGUUAGUGAAGUGAAAAUUAGUUGAGUAUAGCAGCUAUGGCAGCUGACAUUGACAAGAUGUAUUGAGAGACAAAUAUACAUAUUUACAUAUGAUCUUAAUUUCGUAAAUUAACGGGAAGUAGUAUGUUUACAAAGAAGUUAUGACCUAGUUAUACUAGGUGACUAUAUAAAAGAUUUAUGCGUGUUUAGCAACUUGGUUAUAUGGAGAUGCAUUGAAUGUUUUAUGUUUUA